This is a messenger RNA of Hirundo rustica (Barn swallow), 734 nucleotides long. RefSeq names its product peroxisomal coenzyme A diphosphatase NUDT7-like. Gene Ontology annotation, molecular function: coenzyme A diphosphatase activity; acetyl-CoA hydrolase activity; magnesium ion binding. The record is from RefSeq and is a predicted model, not a curated record. The coding region runs from base 45 to 731 and encodes 228 amino acids. Gene Ontology annotation, biological process: coenzyme A catabolic process; nucleoside diphosphate metabolic process. The transcript has 3 exons. NCBI's taxonomy places the organism in Eukaryota, Metazoa, Chordata, Aves, Passeriformes, Hirundinidae.
GAGGGUGCCGGGGCUCCGCUCCGCCCGCCCUUGGGCAGGGGCUCAUGGAGGAGGCCCGGCGCCGCCUGAGGCGGUUCGAUGUUGGGGACAAGUUCUCCCGCUUGCCGCUGCCCAGAGCCGCCGUGCUGCUGCCGCUCAUGGUGCGGGGGGCACGGCUGCACCUGCUGCUCACCGUCCGGUCCAUGCAGCUGAGAAGAUCACCAGGGGAAGUGUGUUUUCCAGGAGGUGAAAGUGAAGCCACUGAUAAAGAUGAUAUUGACACUGCUCUCCGAGACGCUAAAGAAGAAGUGGGUCUUCAGCCGGAGAAGGUGGAAGUCAUCUGUAGGCUGAUGCCUGGAAUUGAUAAAAUGAAUAACUUGGUGACACCAGUUGUAGGAUUUAUAGAGGACACAUUCCAGGCCACUCCUAAUCCAGAUGAAGUGAGCGAGGUUUUUGUUGUGCCUUUGGAGUACUUUGUGAAGCCCUUAAAUUACAAGACCUUCUCUUACCAAACCUCCUCAGGUUAUUUAACUCCGAUACACUGCUUUACAUAUGAUGACCAGGAACGUAAAAGGUCAUUCAAGAUAUGGGGACUGACUGCACACUUUGCUGUAUUUCUUGCUCUUGUAAUUUUUGGAGAGAGACCUACCUUUGAAGUGGAUUAUGAUCUUGACAACUUAAUGUCAUCCUCCGAGAAUAACUUCAUUAAUUUGUAUGCAUCUAUAUAUGAAAGAAAGAAGAGUAACCUGUGAUAA